AUGCCAGAAGACUGCGGUAACCAUGGCUGUCUCCGCAACAUAAAAGCCAAACCCGUAUGUAUCUGCAGCGGAAUCGUCGUUGUCGUAUUGAUCGUAGUCGUCUUUCUCAUUCACAUCCCAUGGCUAUGGCCCACUAGGCCAAGAUUCAUCCUCCAAGACGUAACCGUCUUCGUCUUCAACCUCUCUUCACCUCACCUCCUCACAACCACCUUCCAGAUCACCAUUUCAGCACGAAACCCUAAUCCCAAAACCGGAAUCUACUACGACUAUCUCCAUGUCUACGCUUCUUACAUGGACCAACAGAUCACUUUCCCCACAACCAUUCCUCCCACGUAUCAGGAACACAAGGAACACAAUGUCUGGUCUCCGUUCGUGUACGGAACUUCCGUCUCCAUCGCUCCGCUCAACGGCGCCGCCCUCUCCUGCGAACAGAAUGGUGGGCUCGUCGCGUUGAUGAUAUGCGCCGAUGGGCGCGUGAGAUGGAAGUUUUGGAUUGUCUCAAGAAGGUCCCAUCUCAGUAUUCGUUGCCCUGCGUAUAUCAAUCCAUGGAAUCAAGCUGCCGGUACCAUUGUCGGUGAAAACGCCGUUAAGUAUACGUUGGCCACCAAGUGCAGCGUCAGCGUCAGCGUUUGAAGACUGCCGGCGAAUUUGACGGUGUUAAGUCGGUUUACGUAUGCGGAAU
Messenger RNA from Tarenaya hassleriana, 682 nucleotides. RefSeq names its product NDR1/HIN1-like protein 12. Gene Ontology annotation, biological process: defense response to other organism. The record is from RefSeq and is a predicted model, not a curated record. The transcript has a single exon. Bases 1 to 633 code for a protein of 210 amino acids. NCBI's taxonomy places the organism in Eukaryota, Viridiplantae, Streptophyta, Magnoliopsida, Brassicales, Cleomaceae.